UCACCCCACUAUAGAUUCCAUCAACCGCUUUCUAGACCCAAUAAAAUAUGACCCCAAUUUAACCCUCAACAGAUCCAUCGCUAAACAGUGUCAAAUAUUGCCGUAUCUUGCCACGUGGGUAGGUUAAUUAAAGGUCACUUGACUAAAUAUCCCCUUUUAAUGCUUCUCUCAUCUGGUUGAGCCUCCAUUCAUCAUCUAUGGCAACCUCGCUUCUCAUCUCCAGCUCCUCUUCUCUCCUCCUCCCCUCUAACGGCCGUAACAACGUCCGUUCACUCUCCGUUAGGGUUCCGUCAUCCCUCUCGUCCCCUAAUCUAUUCAAAAACCCUAGCAAUUCUUUGCGACUCCUAAAAUUUUACUGUAGAAUUCCUCACGCCGACGGAACUUCGAUCGGGAAGACAGAUACUGAGGAUGGAAUCUCUGGUGAGAGUUUAACUGGUGAGGAUUCGGCCAAGUUUGAAUUGGGGGAGCAAAAGAUCUCGUCUUGGAUUUAUUUUGUGGGGAUUUUGGGAGCGGUUCUGUUCGCUCUUGAUAUUUUAUGGAUUGAACCGUCAACGGGGUACGGGGCUGCGUUUAUCAAUUCGGUUUCGGGGAUUUCUGAGAGUAAAGAGGUUAUAAUGUUGGUUCUUAUUUUUAUAUUCGCUUUGGUACAUAGUGGCAUGGCAAGCCUUCGAGAUACGUGUGAGAAACUCAUGGGCAAGCGGGCUUACCGUGUGUUAUUUGCAGGGCUUUCACUGCCUUUGGCAGUCAGUACGGUUGUUUACUUCAUCAACCACCGGUAUGAUGGUACUCAACUGUGGCAAGUUCAGAGUAUCCCUGGACUCCAUGAGCUUGUUUGGAUCUCAAACUUCAUCUCUUUCUUCUUUCUGUACCCAUCUACUUUCAAUCUGCUGGAGGUUGCAGCAGUUGACAAACCAAAACUGCAUCUUUGGGAAACUGGAAUCAUGAGAAUCACCAGACACCCACAGAUGGUUGGGCAAGUGAUGUGGUGCUUAGCUCACACCCUCUGGAUUGGGAAUUCAGUGGCGGCAGCAGCCUCGGUUGGUUUAAUUGGCCACCACUUAUUUGGUGUGUGGAAUGGUGAUAGGAGGUUGAAGACUCGGUAUGGGGAAGCUUUUGAUGCCUUGAAGAGUCGAACGAGUGUGAUUCCUUUUGCUGCAAUUCUUGACGGACGUCAAAAGCUUCCAAAAGAUUAUUACAAAGAAUUCAUCCGGUUGCCCUAUCUCACGAUUACAGCUUUAACACUUGGUGCAUAUUUUGCUCAUCCCAUUAUGCAGGCUUCCAGUUUUAAUCUUCACUGGUAGAAGGUAGUUAGUUUUGUCCUCUCUUGUAUAGUAAAUUACAUCGUAUUUUUAUUACAAAUUCUAAAUACAAAUUUGCAAGUCAAAAUUGUAACGGAGUUCUGUGCAACAAAAUCUCUCUAUGACGUCGAAUUCAAUGUGAAUGGUUAAUCUUUUUACA
Molecule: messenger RNA, 1458 nt
Organism: Asparagus officinalis (garden asparagus)
Lineage: Eukaryota; Viridiplantae; Streptophyta; Magnoliopsida; Asparagales; Asparagaceae
Product: 15-cis-zeta-carotene isomerase, chloroplastic
Exons: 4
Coding region: 198-1301 (367 amino acids)
Biological process (GO): carotene biosynthetic process
Cellular component (GO): chloroplast
Molecular function (GO): 9,15,9'-tri-cis-zeta-carotene isomerase activity
Source: RefSeq, a predicted model, not a curated record